This is a messenger RNA of Salvia hispanica, 5911 nucleotides long. Its product is annotated as G-type lectin S-receptor-like serine/threonine-protein kinase At4g03230. Gene Ontology annotation, molecular function: ATP binding; protein serine/threonine kinase activity. Gene Ontology annotation, cellular component: plasma membrane. NCBI's taxonomy places the organism in Eukaryota, Viridiplantae, Streptophyta, Magnoliopsida, Lamiales, Lamiaceae. The record is from RefSeq and is a predicted model, not a curated record. Gene Ontology annotation, biological process: protein phosphorylation; recognition of pollen.
UGCAACUUGCAUGUGCUUAGGUUGAUUGUUCUCAAUUUUACUUGAUGCUAUUGGCAUGUUGGGAAAUUGAAUGUGUCAGCAUUUUGCGUAUGAUAAAAUGUGUUUUUUUCUUGAUUGAUUGGAUUUGAGCAGGAUGGGUUCUCUCUUUGUCUCUGCAUUUGUUGUUAUCGCAUUUUUCUUUACUUCGUCUCGUUUGAUUUGUGAGGCUAGAGAUAGCAUUGAUGUGGCUAACCCGUUGCUUGGUGAUCAAACUCUUGUAUCAGCUAGGAACGAAUUUGAGCUAGGUUUCUUCACAGCUGAGAAUGGGGGGAGAUAUGUGGCCAUAUGGUAUCACAAGUUGGUUCCAAGAACCGUUGUGUGGGUUGCACCACGAGACGAGCCACUGCCCAGUUCGUGUGAAGGAAUUCAGAUUCGAGAAAAUGGUGGAAAUGCUGAGGUCGUGUGUGGUAACGGAAAUGGAUGGGUUGCCCUCAUUACAUACUCUGUGGGCUCAAUGGGACCUAGAGCCUCUAACAUAACACUGCAGUUGUUGGAUAGUGGGAACUUGGUUCUUGUUGAUGCUUUUUCAGGUGAAAGACUCUGGCAGAGUUUCGAUGAACCAACUGAUACAUUUCUUCCUGGUAUGAUACUGAACGAUACUGUUAUAUUGAGCUCGUGGGUUAGUCCAAGUGAUCCCAGUACUGGGAAUUAUUCUUUUAGGAAAGAUCAAGGAAUAUAUGAAAUACUUGAGAAACCUCUAAAUACUUACUGGAAAAGCAAUGAGCGCAAUGCAUUCAUGAAGAACACCAUACCUUUUUUUGUAGAACAACUACUUUUCAAUUAUAGCAAUAUAACAACACAAAGGCUUGUGAUGAACUCUUCGGGGGAGAUACAACUUUACAGAUUGAGCGAUGGUAGGAGUUGGUCUUUGUUGUGGUCAGUACCUGAAGGUCCUUGCAGCAAGUACAACACUUGUGGGAAGUUUGGUGUGUGCAAUGCAAAGAGCAAGGUGCUGUGUGAUUGCCCUCCUGGAUUCAGCCCGGUUUCGUUGGAGGAUUGGGAAGGUGGGCGAUACUCUGAAGGCUGUGAAAGGGUGAUUUCAGAAUGCAGCCGCAGAAGAUCAUUCUUGAAUAUAACGCUCGUGAGAGUUGGGGGUGGCAUCAAGCCAUUUGAUCAAGCUCAGAACGAGGCGUCAUGCAAAGAGACAUGUUUGAAUGAAUGCAAAUGCCAGGCUUACUAUUUUAAAGAUGAUGAUCCGCGUGGCAGAGAAACUCGUACUAAUGGAAAAUGCUGGAUUUGGAUGGACAAUGUUGAAAAUCUUCAUCAAGAUUCCAUGGAUGGUAGCAUUAGCCUCUCUCUACGUGUCUCCAACGCAAACUCCACAGCACGAACCUGUGAACCGUGUGGCACCACCAGCUCAAUUCGCAUACCGUAUCCUCUAAGCACAGGUCCUAGUUGUGGUGAUCCUUCAUACUACAGUUUUGAAUGCAAUAACACCACCAUCUUCAACACAUUAAGUGGGAAGUACCAAGUCACCUCCAUCAAUAAGGAGAAUCGUAAUUUUUUUAUUCUAGUUGGCUCAGAAACUGCCCAAACUUGUAACAGCAGAAACUCAUCUACCCAUGUGGUAACUCUCAAUCACUCUUUGCCAUUCACUGUGACUAACUGGUGCUAUUUCGAACCUAUUACUGGUCCUCGUCAAGUAGAGAUAGGUUGGAAGCCUCCAUUGGAGCCAAGCUGUGAUUCGUCGAUGGGCUGUGAAGAUUGGCCUGCUUCAGAUUGCCGUGAUAGGGGCAAUGGGUCGAGAUGCUACUGCAGAGAGGGCUAUCAAUGGAAUGGAUCUUUGGCAAAUUGUAGUGAAGCCUUGAGAAACUCGGGGAAUGACUACAAGAGAAGAAACAGAAUUCUAGUUUCUGUUGUGGUUGUGGCACUCAUACUAGUUUCGUGCUCAAGCUAUGUCUUCUAUCGAAGAAAGAAGGCAAAACAACAAGCGGGAAAUUUGGAAAGCAGUGAAGGUGAAAGACAAGUAAAUGACUUGAUGCUUGAAAAUGGCAAAGCCAUUGAUGUUCCUUUCUACGAUUUGGACAUGAUCUUAUGUGCCACUGAUAACUUCUCAAACGCCCAUAAGCUCGGGCAAGGUGGAUUUGGGCCGGUUUAUAAGGGGAAGUUUCCGGAAGGACUUGAAGUCGCGGUAAAGAGGCUAUCGAGCUGCUCAGGUCAGGGAGUCGAGGAAUUUCUCAACGAGGUCGUCUUGAUUGCCAAGCUUCAACAUAGGAAUCUCGUAAGGCUUCUGGGAUACUGCAUCAAGGGAGAUGAGAAAAUCUUGCUAUAUGAAUACAUGCCUAACAGAAGCUUGGAUGCCUUCAUAUUUGGUUAGCAUAAAAGCAUAAAUAAAUGUCUAAUAUAUCAAUAUAGUUAUCUUCGUAAAUGUAUUCUUCAUCACAUUCUUUUUCUAGAUGAACACAAUCGCUUGCUACUCGACUGGAAGAGGAGGUCUGACAUCAUCUUGGGGAUUGCUCGAGGGCUGCUGUAUCUUCAUCAAGAUUCGAGGUUGAGAAUCAUUCAUCGCGAUCUAAAAACGAGCAACAUUUUGCUUGAUGAAGAUAUGAACCCCAAGAUUUCUGAUUUUGGCUUGGCAAGGAUCGUUGAAGGCAAGAAAACAGAGGCAAGCACAAACAAAGUGGUCGGAACCUAUGGCUAUAUGUCUCCGGAGUAUGCAUUGGAUGGGAAAUUCUCGACCAAAUCCGAUAUUUUCAGCUUCGGAGUUGUAAUGCUGGAGAUAAUAAGUGGGAGGAAGAACACAGGAUUCUAUAAUCCAGAACAAGUCCUGAAUCUACUAGGCUAUACAUGGAGAUUGUGGUGUGACAACAAGGCCAUAGACAUGAUCGAUCCAACGUUGCUCGAAUCAUGUGAGAAAUCUGAAGUGAUCAAGUGCAUAAACAUCGGACUACUCUGUGUCCAAGAAGACCCUGACGACCGGCCCUCCAUGACAACCGUUGUCGUGAUGCUGGGGAGCAAGACCAACCCUCUUCCCCUCCCAUCUCAGCCGGCAUUCGUUGUGCGGCGACGGCUUUCAAGCACGUCGUCGUCAUCUUCCUCUACGAAACCAAAAACGAUCUCCGUCAACGACCUCACCCUUACUAUGGAGCAAGGACGAGUAUUCAUCACUCCUGUUGUGAUGAUGGGCUGUAUGCAUUCUCUAACAGCCUUCUCCUUCUCUCUCGUCGUCUUAUUAGUGAUUUCGUGUUGUUCUAAAUGUGAGGGUAGAGAUAGCAUCAGCGUUGGAGAGCCAUUGACGGAGAGUGACAAGAUUCUUGUAUCAGCUGAGGGGCGAUUUGAGCUCGGUUUUUUCGAUAACAACAGUGGCAAAUAUUUGGGCAUAUGGUAUCACAACGUGUCGCCAAGAACCGUCGUGUGGGUUGCCAGAAGAGAGGAACCACUGCCCGUUUCAUGUGGAGGGGUUCGGAUUCAUGAGGAUAAUGGAAAUGUCGAGGUUGAGUGUGGUGAUGGUGAACUUCGCCCCGUUACAAGUCUUGUGAUUUCUGCAGGUUCUAACAGAACACUGCAGCUGUUGGAUUCCGGGAACUUGGUUCUUGUUGAUGCUUCUUCAGGUGCAAGAGUGUGGCAGAGUUUCGACGAGCCAACUGAUACUUUUCUUCCUGGUAUGAAACUGUCUGAUACUGUCAAUCUGAGCUCGUGGACGAGUCCAAAUAAUCCAGCUAUAGGAAACUACUCGUUCCUGCAAGAGCAAGGUGUGUAUGUGAUAUACGAGAGUGUCAAUGUCCGCUGGAAAAGCAACGAGCCUAGCUCCUUCAUGAAGGACACUUUUCCUUUCUACAUAAACGACAUGCUAUCAGGCUCAGAGUUGAAUAAGAAAAGUGGAAAAACAAAUAGACAUAACAAUUCUCCAUUAACAACAAAUAUCAACAUAUCUUCGUUUACAACUGAUUUCAACCAUUCAAGGCUGGUGAUGAACUCUUCGGGACAGAUACAGUACUACAAUUUGAGCAAUGGCAUGAACUGGUCAAGUGUGUGGCCAGCUCUCAAUGAUCCUUGCAGCGUGUACAACACAUGUGGGAAGUUCGGUGUUUGCAACUCAUCCGGGACAGCCUAUGUGCACGUGCCUCAUGGAUUCACUCCCGUCUCCUCAGAAGACUGGAAUGCUGGGAAAUACUCUGACGGUUGUAACAGGGUCCCACCUGCAGAGUGCAGCCAUAGGAAGAAGUUUGUGAGUAUAAUGCUUGUGAGAGUGGGCGGAGGCUUCAAGCCGAUCACUGAGGCUCAACAAGACGAAGACUGCAAAAAUGAGUGUUUAAAUUUGAAUGAUUGCAAAUGUCAUGCCUACUAUUUUGAUGGCAGCAGAAGAAUGGGAAAGAAUUCAUCAAGAUGUUGGAUUUGGACGAGUGAUGUCGAAAAUCUUAAUCAGGGUGAUGGUGUUGAUGCUGCUAGCAUUAACCUUUUUCUACGCAUAUCUGGAGGUGCAGGUGAGAUGAACACCAUAAAUAACCCUGAGGCUCAGGCACCUAAGAGUCGGAACAACUCACAAAGAGUAUAUGUGAUCGCCAUCGUUGCUUUGGUUGGUGGGAUUAUACUACUUUCUUUCUCCGCCUGUAUCUUGUAUAGAAGGAGGGCGGCUGAAAGACCAGGUUAUCACAGACGCGCUGAAGCUAAUUCGGGACUCUUCUCGACUGGGAGUGAAAGACAAGUGAAUGACUUGAUGCAAGAAAAUGGCAAGGGGAUUGAUGUUCCUUUUUACAAUCUUGAUUCCAUCUUGUCUGCCACGGACGAUUUCUCAGAUGCAAAUAAGCUCGGGCAAGGUGGAUUCGGGCCGGUCUAUAAGGGAAUGUUUCAGGGGGGACAUGAAAUUGCAGUGAAGAGGCUGGCGAGCUGCUCGGGCCAAGGAAUCGAGGAAUUCCUCAAUGAGGUCGUCUUGAUUGCCAAGCUUCAACAUAGGAAUCUAGUUAGGCUUCUGGGAUACUGCAUCAAGGGGAGUGAAAAAAUCCUGCUUUAUGAAUACAUGCCUAAUAGGAGCUUGGAUGCCUUCUUAUUUGACGAACACAACCGGUUGCUACUCGACUGGAAGAAGAGGUUCGAGAUCAUAUUGGGGAUAGCCCGAGGGCUGCUAUAUCUUCACCAAGAUUCGAGGUUGAGAAUCAUUCAUCGUGAUCUGAAAACGAGCAACAUCUUGCUAGAUGAAGAUAUGAACCCCAAGAUUUCGGAUUUUGGUUUGGCGAGGAUCGUUCAAGGCAAGGAGACAGAAUCAAGCACAAACAAAGUGGUCGGAACCUAUGGCUAUAUGUCUCCAGAAUACGCGUUGGACGGGAAAUUCUCAACCAAAUCCGAUGUUUUCAGCUUUGGAGUUGUGAUGCUAGAGAUCAUAAGUGGGAAGAAAAACACAGGCUUCUAUAAUCCUCAACAAGUCCUAAAUCUGUUAGGUUAUGCAUGGAGACUGUGGUGUGACAACAAGUCCCUCGACAUGAUCGAUCCGACAUUGUCUGAUUCGUGCAAGAAAUCCGAGGUGAUCAAGUGCAUAAACAUAGGGCUACUCUGUGUCCAAGAAGAUCCCAACGAACGUCCCUCCAUGGCGACUGUUGUCUUAAUGCUGGGGAGUGAGACGAGCCCUCUUCCCCUCCCGACUCAGCCGGCCUUUGUCGUGAGGCGACGGCUCUCGAGCACGCCAUCGUCAUCUUCUUCCGCCCAACCGGACUCUGUUUCAGUCAACGAGCUCACCUUUACUAUGGCACAAGGGCGGUGAUGAGAGGUUGUGAGCAACAUAGUAAAUCACUCGGAUAUGUUUUCCUCAUAUAUAUUUUUAGUGUAUGGUAAUUCGAAGUUAGAUCCAAUGUUAUAGAAUAAACAUUAUUUAUUGGUGUAAUAUAUGUCUAAUAAAAGUGUUUGGCAAUUCAGAGUGAAAAGAAUGGUAGUUUGAUUU